UGUGCAUUGGAACAGCUUCCAUGAGAAAAUCCGCAUUUCGAUCGAUCCAAUAGUUUUAUAAGUGUUGUAUAUCUUUUAAAAAAAUAGAACAAAAUGCUUCCUGAAACGCUAGUCUUUGGAGUUGCACUGAUAGUAACCGGAUUGGUGCUAUUCUUGCUGAUUUAUUUUGUAAUUCUACUAUCGGACCUAGAGUGCGACCAUCUGAACGCCCAGGAGUGCUGCUCGAAGCUUAACUGUUGGGUUGUCCCGAAAGUGGCAGCCCACUGCUUUGUGUCGUUCAUCGUCCUGCUCAAUGGCAACUGGAUCCUGUUCCUAGUAAAUCUGCCGAUCAUUGGUUGGCUACUUUACGAUCUGUUCAAAGUACCGGCCGGUAAUCUGGGCAUCUACGACCCGGCUGAGAUCCACAAUCGAGGCAUGGUGCAGAAGCACCUCCGAAAUACGAUGAUCGAACUAGUAUUUUAUUUGAUUAUAUUUUUCGUCUAUGUGUAUUGUAUGAUCAUCGCUUUGCUGAAGGGAGACCCUAUCCGGCGACACGAAGAAGAAGAGUUUGUGACAGAUUUCUAGCCGUCGAUGAACCAGCUUAGUCCGAUGACUAGGCAGCGUUUUCGAUUUUAGAUAUUUAUUAUUACUGUUUUGCAUAAUCUCAAACGUGUGGAUUGUAUAAGUAUUUUAAUUUGACGGUUCCUAGCCGUUGUGUGUCGUAGAACUGAAACUUCGUAGAAAUGUCAUCAAUGCUCAUUAGUAAUAGGAAUACUUUUAAUUGCGUUUAUUUAUUCAUACGACCACCGCACUUUUACAGCGUCAUGCAAAUUUGUUCGAAAAGUUGAAAACGUAAUUUGGCAAUUAUGUAUACUAAUUCGCCAAUUUUUUAUUUUGCGAACAUUGGCAAUUUUUGGAACAAUCGAUUAAGGAAUUUUAAAUUUGCAGUGGUUUCAGUAGUGUUAAUUGAGGGAAGCCCAA
Messenger RNA from Sabethes cyaneus, 960 nucleotides. It is a transcript of the gene cnir, whose product is annotated as protein cornichon homolog 4. NCBI's taxonomy places the organism in Eukaryota, Metazoa, Arthropoda, Insecta, Diptera, Culicidae. Bases 94 to 564 code for a protein of 156 amino acids. The transcript is spliced from 3 exons. Gene Ontology annotation, biological process: endoplasmic reticulum to Golgi vesicle-mediated transport. The record is from RefSeq and is a predicted model, not a curated record. Gene Ontology annotation, cellular component: endoplasmic reticulum membrane; COPII-coated ER to Golgi transport vesicle.